AUGGCGAAGCGACAGUGGAUCUUUGCAGACAGAUUUUUAAACAGAUCUGAUUUCCAUUCGUAUAUAAAUGAUCAAAAUAUAUCUAUUAAACGUACAGAACAAACAAACGGAGGUCAAAAAAUUACGUAUCGAUGCUCAGAGUGCCGAAAGUUUCCUCAAUGUGAUUUUCAAAUCCGUUGUUUAAUGAAAGAUGAGAAUGAGUAUAUUGCUUCAACAUCAAAUACACAUAAUCAUUCAAAUCGUAACGCAACAACACCUGAACUAGAAUGGUCCGAAAAAUCGGUUCUAAAUGGUUUUCGUACGUGUCCUUCUGUCAGUAUUAAACAAGAAAAAGUCGCAUGGAAAUGGAAGAAUGGUCUGGAUAAGAGUUCGAUUUUGUACUGGUACGGCCAUACCCAUGUUGUUCCAUCAUCAUAUUGUAAACAAUAUACAUCUAGUACUUGGCUACAUGCUUAUAACACAAUGCCUUGGACUCAAUUUGAUGAGUUCUCAUCAUGGUUGUAUGCUGGAAGAUUGGUCACCAUACCUAUGAUGUGUUCAUGCAAGACCAACUUGAAAACUUAUAUUUGCAAACAUGCAGUUGGAAUUAUGAUGCAUUUUGGUUUUUAUGUAGUAUCGGAUCCAGGAAAACUAGAGGAUUUAGGUAAACGACGCAGACGUCCAAAAAAGGCAACAUCAGCUUUAUGUCGCUAA
Messenger RNA from Didymodactylos carnosus, 693 nucleotides. NCBI's taxonomy places the organism in Eukaryota, Metazoa, Rotifera, Eurotatoria, Philodinida, Philodinidae. The record is from the annotation of a GenBank genome assembly.